CCCCAACACACAAAAGAAAGAGAAUGAAAAGAGACUCAAAAGACUACAGUUUUGUUUUUUUGCUGAAAAAAACUUUUGUUGAUUUCACUGAUUUACUAAACUUUGAAGAAGAAGAAGAAUAGGGGUGCAAGAAAACAAGAAAAAGAUUGAGUUUUUAGUAUCUGAUUUUGGUUUAUCUGUUGAAGUCUCAGUUUUUUUUGUCCAACAGACCCUUCUUGUUUUUGAACGUUCUUUUACAGAAAUAAACGAGUUCCCAAUCUGAAGUGGUUGUACGUGAAAUUGGUGGUACUACACGAUGGCAGACGUCAGUGCUAUGACUGAUACGUCAACAGAUGUUGAUACAGAUGAUAAAAACUUGAGGUAUCUAAACUCUCUAACAUUGGGCGCCACUUCCGAUGCAAGUGACAAAACCAGAGACCAAAAGACGCUUCGUAGGCUUUCCCAAAAUCGUGAAGCUGCACGAAAGAGUCGUCUAAGGAAAAAGGCAUAUGUUCAACAGUUAGAGAGUAGUAGAAUGAAGCUGACACAGCUAGAGCAGGAGCUUCAACGAGCUCGACAGCAGGGCAUAUAUGUUUCAAGUUCAGGAGAUCAAUCACAGGCAAUGAGUGGAAAUGGAGCUUUGGCGUUUGAUGUAGAAUAUGCACGAUGGCUGGAAGAACACAACCGGCGUACAAAUGAGCUGAGAGGAGCUGUAAGUUCUCAUGCUGGUGAUGGCGAACUGCGUAUAAUUGUGGAUGGCAUCUUGGCGCACUAUGAUGAAUUAUUCAAGAUCAAGGCUGAUGCUGCAAAGGCUGAUGUUUUUCAUAUAUUGUCAGGCAUGUGGAAAACCCCUGCAGAAAGAUGCUUCUUGUGGCUUGGUGGAUUCCGUUCGUCGGAACUUCUCAAGCUUCUCAUUAAUCAGUUGGAGCCUUUAACUGAUCAACAAUCGUUGGCAAUCAACAACUUGCAACAGUCAUCCCAACUGGCUGAAGAUGCUUUAUCUCAGGGAAUUGAAUCACUGCAACAGUCAUUGGCUGAGACCCUGGCAGGGUCUCUUGGACCUUCAGGGUCAUCUGGGAAUGUUGCCAAUUACAUGGGUCAAAUGGCCAUGGCAAUGGGGAAGCUAGGAACACUUGAAGGAUUCAUUCUCCAGGCUGAUAAUCUACGACAACGGAUGCUACAGCAAAUGCAUCGGAUAUUGACAACUCGCCAAUCAGCUCGUGCUCUUCUUGCUAUCGGUGAUUAUUUCGCUAGACUGCGAGCCCUUAGUUCUCUCUGGCUUGCCCGUCCCCGAGAGUAACAAGUAACACCAACUUUCUUCUGACAUUAGCAUAUGUGAACCUCUUCCUGUAAUGCUGCUGGUUUCAUUUGUUGUAAUGGUAUAUCAGUUAUCAUAUAUAGUUAGAUGGAUGUAAUUAUGUUAACUAGCUUUAUAAUUUCUAUUCUUUGUCAUCUUGUGUUAAACUUAAUUGUUCAUCUUAUAGUAUAUUUCAGAUUAAUGGAAAUGGACAGUGGUUGACUUGCUCUCUAA
Solanum lycopersicum (tomato) is the source of this 1510-nucleotide messenger RNA. It is a transcript of the gene TGA2, whose product is annotated as transcription factor TGA2. Lineage: Eukaryota; Viridiplantae; Streptophyta; Magnoliopsida; Solanales; Solanaceae. Gene Ontology annotation, molecular function: sequence-specific DNA binding; DNA-binding transcription factor activity. The record is from RefSeq and is a predicted model, not a curated record. Gene Ontology annotation, biological process: regulation of DNA-templated transcription; DNA-templated transcription.